Ilyonectria robusta is the source of this 1548-nucleotide messenger RNA. Its product is annotated as kinase-like domain-containing protein. Gene Ontology annotation, molecular function: protein serine/threonine kinase activity; ATP binding. The coding region runs from base 1 to 1548 and encodes 515 amino acids. The transcript has a single exon. Gene Ontology annotation, biological process: protein phosphorylation. The record is from RefSeq and is a predicted model, not a curated record. Lineage: Eukaryota; Fungi; Ascomycota; Sordariomycetes; Hypocreales; Nectriaceae.
AUGUUAAGCCGAGCCCCCACCGCGGUUACCACCGUCCGCGGAUUUCAGGCAACCCCCGUCGCCUCCGGGGAUGAGGACUCCGACCAUGGCCUUGGAGAUACUCCACGCAUGCCCGCUCGCAGCGGACGUAAGCUUAUCGACGAUGUUGUCAGCGCCAACUGCAGCCCGAUUCUUCGCCCCAGCGGCUCUCCCGCCGUGUCGGGUAUCGCUAAGCUGCGUCUGCAGAUGGACCCUUUGAGUCUGGAUGGGUCUUCAUCGCCAUGUCAUUCUAUGAGUCGCUCCGGGAGCCACCAAGGCUUGGGUCUGGAUGUGCGUCGAAAGCUCAUUAGUCGCUCGCAGAGCCGCGACGAUGUUCGUAGCGACACUGGCAGUGAUGGCUCGGAGAACGGCUCCAUGAGUUAUGAGGUCAAUCUGGAAAACGACUUUGUUAGUGAGAGUGUUCGCGAGCGCACUGGUUACAUGGAACCGCUUGAGGGCGGUCUGAACCCGAGACGCAAGAUGACGUCGGAGGACUUUGACCACCUCAGAUGUCUUGGCAAGGGUACAUACGGAACGGUGCUUCUGGUGAAGCAACGCUCUACUGGGCGGCUCUAUGCGCAGAAACAAUUUAAGAAGGCGUCUCUGGUGGUCCAUAAGAAACUCGUCGAGCAGACCAAGACUGAGCGACAGAUCCUCGAAUCGGUCAACAGGCACCCCUUUGUGGUCAAGCUCUUCUACGCUUUCCAAGAUCGCGAGAAGCUCUACCUGAUUCUUGAAUAUGGACAGGGUGGAGAGUUGUUCACUCAUCUGAACACGGAAAAGAUGUUCACAGAGACGGUGGCGGCUUUUUACAUGGCCGAAAUGCUCCUCGCCAUUUCGCACCUUCAUAAUGAUUUGGGAGUCGUCUAUCGCGACCUCAAGCCCGAGAACUGCCUUUUGGAUUCCGAAGGUCACCUGCUUUUGACGGAUUUCGGGCUUUCCAAGGUCGCCGUAGAUCAGUCGGAGAGCUGCAACUCGAUGCUUGGCACGGUGGAAUACAUGGCACCGGAGGUGGUGCUUGGAAAGAAGUACGGCAAAGCGGUCGAUUGGUGGUCCUUUGGCGCUCUUGGAUAUGACUUGAUGACUGGAAACCCACCUUUCCGUGGCCAGAACCACGCCAAGAUCCAGGACAACAUUGUCAAGCAGAAGCUGGUGCUCCCAUACUUCCUGAGCCCUGACGCUAAAGACUUGCUCACGAGGCUCCUGCGCAAGGACCCCAAUAAGCGACUCGGUGCGGUCAUGCCAAAGGACCUGCAGACGAUGAAGAAACACCGUUUCUUCCGCAAGAUCGACUGGAAGAAGCUCGCAGCACGAGAGCUGGAGCCGCCGAUCCAGCCGAUGAUCACUGACCCAGAGUUGGCCGAGAACUUCGCGCCCGAAUUCACUGAGCUUUCGCUCAGCCCCGUUCAGACGAGCAGUGAUAUCUGGUCGCGGAGCGUCCCUAAGGAUGACCUCUUUGGCGGAUUCAGUUUCGUUGCGUCAUCGAGCCUCUUGGAGAAUGAGGGCUUUGCUUUCGCGGCGCAGAUCUGA